AUGGACUCGAACCCGACGACAUUGGAAGACCCGGGUGGGCUCGCGGACGACAUCCAGCAGCAGGCGGAGCAGAUCCGCCGUCAGCGCGUCAAACGUGCCAAGGAGCAACAAGAGGCUGAGCGCGUUCUCACUCGCCAAGGCACUACGCUAUCCCGCGCAGAUGACAGGCCGCUGGUGGGGAACCUCAUCGGCGAGGAUCAUGUCAACUAUGUGUUGAUGUACAACAUGCUCACUGGUAUCCGGAUAGCUGUUUCACGCUGUCAAGCAAAAAUCCGGAGACCACUCACCGACGAAGACUACACAGCCCGACAUAAAUAUUCGUUUGAUAUUGUCGGUAACGAACUUACGCCCUCCGCCAAGUACGACUUCAAGUUCAAGGACUACGCCCCUUGGGUCUUCCGCGAGUUGCGCGAAGACUACUUCCACCUCGACCCCGCCGACUACCUGCUGUCGCUGACCGCGAAGUAUAUCCUCUCCGAGCUCGGUUCGCCGGGCAAGUCUGGUUCGUUCUUCUACUUCUCGCGCGACUACCGGUUCAUCAUCAAGACGAUUCACCACAACGAGCACAAGUUUCUUCGGCGAAUCCUGAAGCAGUACUACGAACACGUGAAGACGAACCCGCAUACCCUACUAUCACGAUUCUACGGUCUCCAUCGUGUAAAGCUCCCGCACGGGCGCAAGAUCCACUUCGUGAUCAUGAACAACCUCUUCCCGGCGCACAAGGACGUCCACGAGACAUACGACCUCAAGGGGUCCACUGUUGGGCGCGAGUAUUCGGAGGAGAAGGCGGCGCAGAACCCCCGCGCGGUGCUGAAGGACCUCAACUGGAUCAACCGCGGCAAGACGCUUGAGCUCGGGCCAGAGAAACGUGCGCUCCUUACGGAACAGCUGCGUCGGGACUCGGAGCUGCUGAAGACCAUCGGAGUCAUGGACUAUUCGCUGCUCAUCGGUAUCCACAACAUGCGUCGCGGGAACAGGGAUAACGUGCGGCGCAAUACUCUCCGCGUCUUCUCGCCCGACAUGCCCCUCAUCUCUCGUAAGAAGACGGUGAGCAAGGUCUCUCGGAUCGGGGUCAUCACACUACCCGAGGAGGAUACGGGAGAGCGCCAGCACUUCAUUUUCUACCAGGACGAGGGUGGAUUGCGCGCGACGGACGAGGGGAACGGUGACAUGGACACGAUUUACUACCUCGGCGUCAUCGACAUCCUCACACCCUACAACACUUUGAAGAAACUCGAGCACUUGUGGAAAGGGAUGCAGGCUGAUCGGCACAAGAUCAGCCCCGUACCUGCCGUCGAGUACGCCGGCCGAUUCUUCUCAUUCAUGAAAGCGAUCAUGCGUGGUGGCGAAGGCGGCACACGGUUCAAGGCCGAGUAA
Epithele typhae is the source of this 1377-nucleotide messenger RNA. Its product is annotated as SAICAR synthase-like protein. Gene Ontology annotation, molecular function: phosphatidylinositol kinase activity. Bases 1 to 1377 code for a protein of 458 amino acids. The transcript is spliced from 7 exons. The record is from RefSeq and is a predicted model, not a curated record. Gene Ontology annotation, biological process: phosphatidylinositol metabolic process. NCBI's taxonomy places the organism in Eukaryota, Fungi, Basidiomycota, Agaricomycetes, Polyporales, Epitheliaceae.